GCGCCUUCCCAUCCAGUACGCUCUCGACCUCCUCCGGGAAAGCACGCACCACGAACGUCCAAACAAGUCGAGCAAAAAGUUUGCCAACUUUUCUCCGGUUUCCGGGAGCCCGGAAAGCGCACAUAAGAGCACCGCUCCGGAUGAAUGGGCCAGGGCCAACAUAAAUACUAGGGUCGCCGCCGCCGAACUGCAGCAGGAUGCCUGUCGGGGGCAGAGUAGCUGGAAAAGUUACCGGCAUUAUCUCCAACGGAUACAAUGGCCGCUCGUACCAGGGUAUCAACGAAGAGAUUAUUUGGGUCAGCAUAGGAAUGGGAAUCGCUAUCGCAGUCCUCAUCACCAUAGCGCUUUGCUACAUAAUGCGAGAAAAGUGCAUACAGAGGAGAGAGUACUACAUCACGGCAUGAAUUGCCCCACUUUAAGUGUAUAGAACUAUGUAUAGGUAGAAACCUUUAGACCUCCUGUGUAGCGGGCGUCUGGGAUUUGUCCGACAGGCAACAACUCACUUAGCGGAGACAUCGCUGAAAUUUUCCGUCAACUUAUCGUCAAACUUGGCUUUUAUGGUUCUCCGCUGCUGCUUGGCGGGCAAACCUCGACGCCCCGUCCAAACGACUCAUCUAAAUUGCUCAGUAAAAACUAAAUACUAAACGCGCCAACACAAUUCGAACUCAUCCAUCUUUCUCGACAAUAAAUUCAGAGGGUUUUCUGUUCUUCGACACUUCUGGCAGAGGUUAAGCCAUGCUCCUGAGUUAUUACUGUUUAUCGACUGAUCCGUUGCUUUCGAGGGUGAGUUUAAAAUCUUUGUGAUAAAACUGAAGGUUACAAUCCUGUGCCAAUAAACACUAAGCUAAAUGACCACGGUAACGCAGAUUUACCAGGGUAGUUCUAGGGUAGUUUUAUGUAUAGACUAUGUAUGUAUAGAGGGGUGCAAUUCCUCCACUGUAUACUUUGUGGUAAAUUUAAGGCGGCUUAAACCGUACCGUAAUUAUCGACUUUACGACUUGGAAAUGAGGGAGUUGUUGCUGUGAAGUCUUAAUCUCGCGUUUCAUUGCUCAACUUGGAGAAUUAUUUACAAAGACAGUAAUAGCAGCUGCAGACUAUUGUACUCAAAAAUACGAAAAAAUUGCACUCGGUAACUAAAAAAUAAAUAAAUUAUGAUUAAUUAAUCAAUUAAUUCAAUUACUAAAACUAGGGCGCGUAAUUUUAAUUAUUAAAACAGUCGUAGAAUCGGUAAACACAGCUGAAAACUUAAUUCAAUUCACUAAUAACAAACUCCGUCGUGCAACACUGUAAACUUCCCAUGAGCAACUUUUACUUAAAGCGUUAUGGAAACCUAUUAAAACUUUUACGACCGAAGGAACUAUAAAACAUUAAAUUGCAAAUAAAACUGCCAUCACUUAAGCGCACACAUAAAUCAAAUAAAAGUUUCUAGCUGCCGUUCAACUCUUGACUGUUGAAGAGCUUUACUUUCGCCGCAGUGAACAAUGACGACAACAUAACCUCAUUUUUCCUGCAACUAAAGCCGGUUUUACAGUAAAGAAGUUGCUGUUUCCGUUGACGUUGCAAAGUUGCCAUUGAUUACAACAAAAAUUUACCAUUUUAAGUUUCUUAUUGUGGA
This is a messenger RNA of Zophobas morio, 1615 nucleotides long. RefSeq lists its product as uncharacterized. The record is from RefSeq and is a predicted model, not a curated record. NCBI's taxonomy places the organism in Eukaryota, Metazoa, Arthropoda, Insecta, Coleoptera, Tenebrionidae. The transcript has 3 exons. Bases 198 to 404 code for a protein of 68 amino acids.